This is a messenger RNA of Parasteatoda tepidariorum (common house spider), 1106 nucleotides long. RefSeq names its product autophagy-related protein 101 (gene Atg101). The record is from RefSeq and is a predicted model, not a curated record. Gene Ontology annotation, molecular function: protein kinase binding. Lineage: Eukaryota; Metazoa; Arthropoda; Arachnida; Araneae; Theridiidae. Gene Ontology annotation, cellular component: Atg1/ULK1 kinase complex; phagophore assembly site. Gene Ontology annotation, biological process: autophagosome assembly; autophagy.
CAUUGUUUUUAUCAAUCUAUCAACCUUGUGCUCAAUAAUUAUACGCAAGAUGGUUUCGAUCUGAAACAAGAUUAUAAAGGAAAUCGCGUUGUUUUCUAUUUUCUCAAUGUACUUUUUUAUUAUUAUUAAUUCAAUAUGAACACUCGUUAUCAAGUAUUUGAAUUUUCUGUUGAAGCUCGCCAAGUUCAAGAAGUAGUGGCAUCUAUUUUUCAUACCAUUUUAUUUCAUAGAACAUUAGGAAAGUGUAACUUCAAAAAUGAGGGCAAUAGCUAUACUGUCAGUACUCUAGAUUUUGAAGACGUUGCUUGUGAUUUCGUUGAUUUUACUUAUGUUCGAUGUGCUUCUGACGAUAUGAAUCGUUAUGUCACUUCAGAGAUAAAUUCAUUUUGUGCAGCUUUAAGAAGUCAAGAAGGUCCAUAUAGUGGACAAAUCUCUCUUGAAUUUUAUCAAAAGAAAAGAGGUAGAUGGGCUGCUGUCUUUACUCAAGAAUUUUCAUCAUGGGAGGUGUGGACUUUAAAAGUGAAUGUUAUUUGUCUACCCAAUGAACAUGAGCGCCAAAUUUACAGAAAGAAAAUCCGUGACUUACUUGCUGAAAAAGUAUUUGAUAUUGUAUCUGCCAUGAAUAAGUAUGAUUAUGUGCCAAAGAUACCUGGCCAAGCAGAUAUAGACUUAUAUUUUGAUACUUCCUAUAGUGAUGUACAGCCCUAUUUAUUCAGAAUAAAUCAUGAAACAUCUGGACCAACAAAUCCUUCUGUAGGAACAGCUGUUAGAAGAUUAAUUAAAGAUACAUUGGCUCUAUAAGAUAAAUAACUAACUUCUCUUCUGUUCCUACCACGCAUUGAAAAAUCUUUUUGCUUCAUAGUGAGAAUGUUUUAGAGAUUUCUCAAAGCCAGAUGUUUCCUCUAAGAAUGAAACUUGCUCACCAUGAACGAAAGAAAUCACAUAAGAAAUAUUAUCAUUUUAAAUAUCUGCUUCCUUUUGCACGAUGUCUAUAAACAUAAUUCACAUUUUUUACCCAUAUUGUUUUCUAUGUGUGUAAUUUUAUUGCUUAGAUUUUUUAUGUAUAUAUUUAAAGUUUUUUACUAAAAUAAAAAAAAAUCAAAUUA